AGAAGAAGACAGCGGAUGACGUCACGGCGGGUCUUCACUUGACGUGUGUGCUGCGGCAGCGGGAGAGUUUCCAACCUUUUCUCUUCGGGCUCUUUAAACUCCCGCUUCUAACCGCGCGACUGUCCGCUUCUCCGGCGACACAGCAGCUGAGUCCAUCCGUAUAAACAUCACCUCCAAUCAUGCCUCGAGGGGGGAAAAAGAACCACAAGGGCCGGGGAAAGCAGUUCAGCAACCCCGAGGAGAUCGACCGACAGAUGAAAGCACAGAAGGAGUUGGAAGAAAGUGGCGGUGCAGAAAAAAAGGAAUCUUCAGAGUCUGAGGAGGAGAGCAGCAGCGAUGAAGAGUCUGAGUCCAGGAGAAGGAGUGGAGUGGAAGGGCUUAUAGAGAUUGAAAAUCCAAACCGUGUGUCCCAAAAGAGCAAGAAGGUGACUGAAAUAGAUGUCGCUGCACCCAGAGAACUGAGUCGCAGAGAGAGAGAGGAGAUAGAGAAGCAGAAAUCAAAGGAGCGCUACAUGAAACUCCAUCUUGAGGGGAAGACUGAGCAGGCAAGGGCUGACCUCGCCAGACUGGCCAUCAUCAAGAAACAGAGGGAGGAUGCGGCCAAGAAGAGAGACGAUAUCAAGAAAGACAAAGAAUCAGAUGAUGGCAAAGCAAAGCGCUAGUGCUCCAUCUGUAAGCUUCAUCAUGCACUUCAGUCUCAGAGGGAUGGAGAGAGAAGGAGAUCUGGAGGACGAAAAGGAGAACGGGGAGGGGACCAAUGCAAGAGGUGUGAGAUCAGGGGUGCUCCUGAACUCCUGUCCCUCAUUUCAAAUCUGAGCGUUGUGGGUCUUCCAUAACAGCGUUGUCAGGAUGGGGGGAAACGGGUGGAGAAAAGCAAGAGGAAGAGGAAUGCAACAUUUGGGAUGCCUCUAGUUUUCUUUAAAAUUCCUUGAAAUUCCAAGAGGAGACAAAUCGCAGGUUUUCCAAGUGCUUCACUGCCUCUUUACUCAUUGCCACCGACCAGGGUUUUAAUUCUAAAGCUGCUGGAGUUAUUUCCAUUCCUUUUGAUUCAUACAUUUUAUAAGGUUCUCUAGUACAAAUUUACUCAAUGACUGAACAGGUAUUACAGCGAGCGUGCAUGAGAAUUUCCUUGGUGCUUUACUUUUCCUUCCAUCUCACGUGUUUUGUAAGAUGGCAAAUCAGUGAAAUGUGGAGAAAAGAAAACUAUUCAGAGGAUAGACUGAUAUAUAGGAAAUAUACUCUGUAGGUAUAUAUAUUUUUGUUUUGGAUCAACAAAUGGCAUGCAUGCUGUACCUCAGCUGACACAUGUUAUCAUGAUGCAAUGGUUUAAUUUUCAUUAGUUUUCGGUCACUUUUAUUUUGGCAGUUUACAGAGUUGAAAUCAGUUCAGAAUGUAGUUAAUUUCACGUUUCUGUUGUCGAGUCAUUGUUUUUUUCCAAAUUUACUCUUCUAGUCCCUCUGAUCGACUUGUACUUGUUGGUUCAAAGGUUUUCUCAAAAUGUGUCCUGUGAUACUUUCCUCAAAGCACCAGGAAUCUUACUUGAAUUGCCUGAUUAAUAACAGUUUUAGUGGUUGAGCAUCAGUGCUGGAGAGCGUAGUCUGAAACUGCCUCAGUGACCGUGGCCUUGCCCCAGUUCUGAUGGGACCCUCUGUGGUUCUGUGCAUCUUCUGUUGCCUUUUUCCAAGUUUACACGAGGCCAGUUAACAGUCUUUAUCUCCUGUGUUUAAACCUACACUCAGUUAGUUUAUCAGCAUUCUACAUCAGCACCAGUAAUAACAAAAUGAUCACAGACAGCUCAACUCAGCCGUCUUACUUACAAAGACGGCGUUUGUAUGAUUUAGACCGCACAGAUGUACAUAAAGAAUUGGUAACUCGGUAUGAGCUGGAUUUGGAAAUGUCUUAAGCAGUAAAAAAAAAAAGAUUGCCUAUAAUAUGGGAGUGGUUCAAACGAAUGAGAAUUGUAGCCACAUCAUGAAAAUAAUUUCCCCUUGUGUAUUUGAAGUCAUUUUUAAACAAUAAAAUCAUUCAUAGCUAAAAUACUA
Hippoglossus stenolepis (Pacific halibut) is the source of this 2042-nucleotide messenger RNA. It is a transcript of the gene pdap1a, whose product is annotated as pdgfa associated protein 1a. The transcript is spliced from 6 exons. Gene Ontology annotation, cellular component: cytosol. The coding region runs from base 180 to 662 and encodes 160 amino acids. The record is from RefSeq and is a predicted model, not a curated record. Lineage: Eukaryota; Metazoa; Chordata; Actinopteri; Pleuronectiformes; Pleuronectidae. Gene Ontology annotation, molecular function: RNA binding.